AUGCACAACAGGAAGUGGAAAGUGCUAGGCUUGUUUGAAGACGACCUUACCUCAACGACUCUUCUACCGCCAAAUGUGAGGGUGUUUGUGGCUACAAUCCCAUCUAGCCGACCAAACAAUAAAAUCAAAAUCAUACUCGCGGUCAGAAUCACCACGUACCAUUUUCACUCACACUCUGUCAAAACUCGAUUUCGCUUGCUCAGCAAGGCAAAGUCAUUACGUACCAACUGCGUACUUUUCUCAUCCUUGAGUCUUGUGCGCAUGGAUCCUUCACUGAUUCCUUCAUCAUCCAUCUUGAUCAGUGAUCUUUGUUGUAUCCAUCGAUGCUCGACAUUUCCCUUGUUGAAUGUACCUUACACCGUUCUGCAGGACUCCCGUCAGUGA
Marasmius oreades (fairy-ring Marasmius) is the source of this 384-nucleotide messenger RNA. RefSeq lists its product as uncharacterized. The record is from RefSeq and is a predicted model, not a curated record. The transcript has a single exon. Lineage: Eukaryota; Fungi; Basidiomycota; Agaricomycetes; Agaricales; Marasmiaceae. Bases 1 to 384 code for a protein of 127 amino acids.